Messenger RNA from Cyphomyrmex costatus, 603 nucleotides. RefSeq names its product tRNA methyltransferase subunit 11-2 (gene Trmt112). Bases 71 to 445 code for a protein of 124 amino acids. Gene Ontology annotation, molecular function: protein heterodimerization activity. Gene Ontology annotation, biological process: rRNA (guanine-N7)-methylation; peptidyl-glutamine methylation; tRNA methylation. The record is from RefSeq and is a predicted model, not a curated record. The transcript has 3 exons. Lineage: Eukaryota; Metazoa; Arthropoda; Insecta; Hymenoptera; Formicidae.
ACGUUUUGGUUCGUCAUAUUAUUUUAGUGUGUAAAUAAUUCGCGCUGUCAGUUUCUUAUAGUAGAAAAAUAUGAAGCUUCUUACGCACAAUAUGUUAACAUCUAGAGCUAUGAAAGGAGUGACAGUCGGCUAUCCUCUGAAAAUAGUCGCUCGAGACAUUAGAGUAUCUGAAGUAGAUUUUAAUCCAGAAUAUAUAGCUAGAAUAAUUCCAAAAUUGGAUUGGACAGUACUAUGGAAAGCUGCUGAGAGCAUAGGACAUGUCGGUGAAUUACCUCAGAUUCUGAUAGAGGAUUUCGAAACAAAUGAAGAUUUUCUGAAAAAGGCUCAUCAUAUUCUGUUGGAAAUCGAAGUUAUAAACGGAGAUUUAUUGUGUCCUGAAUCCGGCAGAAAAUUUCCCAUCAACGAUGGCAUUCCAAACAUGCUUUUAAACGAAGAUGAAAUUUAAAUAACAGACCCAAAUAAUUUAAGAAUAUUAUUAUUGCCAUUGUGUAUCUAGUUAUAGUUAUAUCCUACAUCAUUGUUCCUUUAAUUAGCUAAGAUUAUACAUACACACAUACACGCUUCUGUAUCAUAGAUCUUAUCGUUAGUUUUAUUUUUUUAUAU